AUGCUUGCCACCGUGCUUCGUCGCAGUGGUCAGGAGGCGUCCGCCGCCGCCGGGCACCACGCCAUCGCCCCUGUUGCCGCCAUUGAUCGUGCCGCGCCGUACACGCGCUUCAGCACGCUCCGGCUUCACGCCCAUACCGAGCCAAACUUCCGCGCGCGGCCCGCCGGCUGGCGCGGGUGGCGCGACAAGAAACUGCAGGACCCGUACGCGCCCUUCGUGAUGCAGUCGCCGCUCCGCCAUGUGGACCGGCAGGGCGCGGGCAUUUGGUUUGGCAUGGGGCAUUUUGCGCUGAAGAACUUCUUCGGCAUCUGUCACUGGCGCUUUGCCCUGCGGCUAGCCUUCUGGGGCGUGGGCGGCUGGGCCUUCUCCCUCGGCACCUACGCGCUCCGCAUGCACCGCAACGGAUGGGAGUGGAAGAACCGCGGCGCCGUCUUCGCGAUGGACUAA
This is a messenger RNA of Trypanosoma conorhini, 447 nucleotides long. RefSeq lists its product as uncharacterized. NCBI's taxonomy places the organism in Eukaryota, Euglenozoa, Kinetoplastea, Trypanosomatida, Trypanosomatidae. The record is from RefSeq and is a predicted model, not a curated record. The transcript has a single exon. Bases 1 to 447 code for a protein of 148 amino acids.